AUGGUAUCAUGUUGUCGAGAUUUAACGAAUGAAAAUAUAAAUACUUUAAUUAAAGAAUUUAAAAUUCCUUAUUCACAUUUAAAACAAUUUAAAGAACACUUAAAUGAUGAAUCAAAAGUAAGAAUAGCGUCUUAUGAAGAAAAAUUAGAUACAAUUUUAUGGUAUUCUGAAGAUUUACAAUGUUCAGAUGUUGAUGAUAUUAUUAGUGAAAGAUUACAAAAUGGUGAACAGAUAACUUUACCAUAUGGUAAACUUAUGGAACGUCUUUUACUUCUUCGAACAUUACUAGAUAAUGAAAAUGAAACAACAACCUUCGAAAAUUACGAACACGGUCCUGGACGAGGAGGAUGCCGACAAAUUACUAGAAAUGUUCAUGAUCAACAUUCAACACAACUAAGCAAACGUAAAUUAUAUUCUGAUUUGUUAUUAAUUGCUGAAGUUCAACUUGAAAAAAUUAAAUUACCAUUAGAAUCACCUGUAGCUGUCAUGGGUGAUGCAUCAGAUUCAAUGGAAGUUGCUAUUCGUACAGCAACUAUUCUUGCAUCAUUAUUAACAGCAGUUUGUUGA
This is a messenger RNA of Rotaria sp. Silwood1, 567 nucleotides long. NCBI's taxonomy places the organism in Eukaryota, Metazoa, Rotifera, Eurotatoria, Philodinida, Philodinidae. The record is from the annotation of a GenBank genome assembly.